CCCGGCACGAGAAAAGUGGGGUUCGUGGUUCGUCGUCGUCGCACGGGUGAUAGGACUGAGAGCGCGGAUCCGUGGUUGGGCUUAGGUCGAUGAAAUUGCGCGAGAACCGCAUUUCCAUUUGAACAAUUGGUACAAUACUCUCGGUGGAAACAUGUGGCUGGAGGAGUGCGACAGCUUCGCCGAGCUGUGCCGGGGAUAUCUGCCAUAUUAUCUGCUAAUAGUUCUGCCGAUCUUCAUCAUCAUCUCCCCGGUGAACCCGGUGGCCGCCUCCCACGAGUUUCCCGUGUACCGUAUGCACCAGUACGACCUGCACGGGGUUCCGCACGGUUGCCGAAGCGCGCCCAUUUCUCUGGAGGCGAGGUCCCUGACAGGAUGGAGUACCUCCAGGCACUGCGUCGUCACGAGAGCACUGGAUAUGACGCCGUCUGUCUUCCAGUCUAUUAGAAGUAAGGCUGGCGCAUUGGUGAUUGUUCUACCUAAGAAGAUGAGUGAACUUACGGCCGAGGAAAAGCAACACAUUUUGAAUCUAGAAGAAUCUAUGAUGUACAGUUCUGAGACAAUGAUACCGGUGUACUUUGCACUGUGGCAUCCCGAACUUCAAAUGAUUCUAGAUGAUAUUGCGGGUGGUUUUGUUACGGAUGAGAAGGCUGGUUCAGCAGCUGAAGCCAUAUACAAUUCAAUUUCAGCUAGCGGUUAUCAAGUGGUAGUAACCACUGGACAGGCACUUCCUAAAGCAGAUGUUAAAGUUGCCACGUUGCACGGCAAAUUAACUGGAACUGGUACCGAAGAGAAAUUACCUACCAUAGCAAUAGUGACACAUUACGAUAGUACUGGUGUGGCACCUGAAUUGUCAUUUGGUGCGGACAGUAAUGCUUCCGGUAUAGCUAUGCUACUAGAAAUAGCGAGAUUAUUCUCUGCUUUAUAUUCCACUGGUCGGACAAGGCCGCAAUAUAAUCUUGUUUUUAUCGCAACUGGAGCUGGUAAAUUAAAUUACCAAGGUAGUAAGAAAUGGUUGGAGGAUCAAUUAGACGGGGUUGAAGGAUCUGUUAUACAGGAUGCAGCUUAUGUAAUAUGCCUUGAUACAGUUUCCGCUAGCAAUAAUUUAUAUGUACACGUGUCCAAGCCACCUAAAGAAAAUUCUUCGGGUGGUUUGUUUUACAAGGAGCUUAAAACUGUUUCACAAUCAUUCAACACUAUCACUGUUGAUGGCGUGCAUAAAAAGAUAAAUCUUGCAGAAGAGACAUUAGCUUGGGAACAUGAAAGAUAUAGCAUUCGGAGAUUGCCAGCUGCUACUUUAUCUACAUUAAAAAGUCACGAAGAUUCAACUAGGGCUACUAUAUUAGACGUCUUUAAAGAAGGACAAGUAGACAAAUUAUACAAGCAUACCCAAAUUAUAUCGGAAGCAUUGGCGCGUCACAUCUAUAACUUAAGUUCUAGUCAAAUCUUCACGGGUCCAUUGGAUGUAUCAAAAGAAUCGCUCUCCUUAUGGUUUAAUUACUUUGCUUCUCAACCAAGAGCAGCGUCAUUACUAGUGGAUAAAAAUAAUUUAUUAGUUAGUACUUUGAAAGAAGCAAUGGCGAGAUAUUUGGGAGAUGUGAAAGUUACUCUUCACACUCCCGAUAAACAAGAUCCAGAAUUUAUGUUCUAUGAUGUUACAAAAGCAACUCUGAAUGUAUAUAGUGUAAAGCCGGCUGUGUUUGAUCUCUUUCUUACUAUCGGCAUAAUUUUGUACUUGGGAAUAACGUACAUGAUUGUACAUCAUUUUCCACAUGCUUAUGCUUUGGCAACGAGACUUUCUGCGAAGAGCAAGACGACGUGAAUCUUAUUUCGUAUUUACAAACAAAGAAACCUGAGCUUUUUUUUUUAACAUCAAUUUCCAAUAAUGUUGAAUAAUCGACCUAUAUAAGAAAGUUGACUAGUUCUUAGAUGAUACAUUUCUUCUAAAGUACUCCAAAACUAUAUAUACUGAUGCAUAUUUAGGUAUUUGCUAAAAGCAAGUUAAAUUCAAGUAUAUAUUUGUUUGUUUGUAUGUGUGUAUAUAUUUAUUUCAUGAAGUUUUUAAUUAUAAAAUAACUACAGAGAAUACGUAUUUAUAAUGCUCAAUAGUAUGCAUGUCGACAUCCUUUAUUAACCUCUUCCAACAAUAACGAGACUUAAAACACUGAGGAAAAACAAUUCUUUGUAAUUAGGCGUUCUCUAGUUAUAAUCUAUGUGAGAAAUAAUAAUAAAGACCAAAUUAUAAUUGA
Messenger RNA from Temnothorax curvispinosus, 2246 nucleotides. Its product is annotated as nicalin. NCBI's taxonomy places the organism in Eukaryota, Metazoa, Arthropoda, Insecta, Hymenoptera, Formicidae. The transcript has 7 exons. The coding region runs from base 152 to 1819 and encodes 555 amino acids. Gene Ontology annotation, cellular component: endoplasmic reticulum membrane. Gene Ontology annotation, biological process: regulation of signal transduction. The record is from RefSeq and is a predicted model, not a curated record.